Molecule: messenger RNA, 1194 nt
Organism: Acyrthosiphon pisum (pea aphid)
Lineage: Eukaryota; Metazoa; Arthropoda; Insecta; Hemiptera; Aphididae
Product: zinc finger MYM-type protein 1-like
Exons: 8
Coding region: 1-1194 (397 amino acids)
Source: RefSeq, a predicted model, not a curated record
AUGAAGAGAACUACGCUGGACUACUUUUUUAAACCACAAGAAAAGAAAUCGAAUAUUUAUGUGGAAAUCGAAGAUAUAGAAAAUGCUCUUGGUAAUACUAGUAUUAUUGAUGAAAAAAAUUUAGAGACUUGUGUAGAUGACAUCUCUUUAUUUAGUAACACAGCUAAAACAUUAACAGAUGAGGAAAAAAUAAAGAUAAAAUUUAAUAAAGCCUAUUCAAAAAUUAGACAAGGUGGUUAUUGUAAAUACUAUGUUGCAUUUGCCAAAUAUGGAAGAAUUGGAAAUCAACUACUUGGACAGCUUGUUGUUAAUCCCUUUAAAAAUUAUAAAGAUGCUCUACAAAUUUCCGGGCUCACAAAAAAGUACCAUAUUGACGCUGUGUUAGAUGCAGAAAAUGUUUUGGAUGUCUAUGAAAAAAGAAAAGUACCAAUAAUACAACAAAUUGAUAAUGAUGGAGUUAUUCAAAUACAAGAAAAUAGGAAACGAUUGGUACCGAUUAUUCAAUGUAUCUUGCUAUGUGGUCGAGAAGAUAUUUCUUUAAGAGGACACCGUGAUCAUGGCCAAAUUGAUAUUAGUGAUGAUAGGCGUUACGGAGGUAACUUUAGGGCUAUUUUAAAGUUUAGAGCUAAAGGGGAUGGUUAUCUAAAAACAGUACUCGAAGGACCAGUGAAUAUGUCUGAAUGUUUUUCUGUGAUGGCAGAUGAAACAACAGAUAUUUCAACAACUGAGCAACUAUAUUCUAUAUGUGUGAGGUAUGUCGAUAGUAAAAAUGUACUAGAUGAACAUUUUCUCCAGUUUUUCUCUAUGCAUAGUUUAAUAGGAAAAGACUUAGCAACUUCCAUAUUAAGGGGAUUAAGUGACUGUGGAAUUAACUGUGAGUUUAUGUACAGUCAAGGAUAUGAUAGGGCCAGCAAUAUGGCUGGUGAAUUUAAAGGUGUACAGAAAAUAAUUAAUGAUCAAUUUCCAAAGGCAUUAUAUAUCCAUUGUUCUGCACAUUCACUAAAUUUAGCUGUGUCCUCGUCAAGCAACAUUAGACCGAUAAGAAAUUGUCUUGGAAUAGUUGAAAAACUACAUGCUUUUUUUAAUACACCUAAACGAAACAAUGUACUACAAAACAAAAUUGAAAAAGCUGAUCAUUCACCCAAUAUUACUACACUUAAAAGACUUUGUGCCACUCGAUGGGUGCAAAGGUAG